AUGGCAGUGGACGCGGAAGAGCUUCUCAUCCGGCCCUUCAGGGAUGUGGUAGCCCUCGGCGCGGUAGCGGUCACCAACGCCGAGACCCAUGCGUCCCAUGAGCAUGCCGGCCGCAUGUCCAAGGCCGCACAGGCCGUGGUCCGCGAGGGCGAGCGCGCCUUGACCAAAGUACAACUGGUCUGGAAUGACCAGGUGGCCAGAUACGGCAACAGCUUUAGGGAGACGAUCGUGGAGCAAGCAUCCCUUCACAAAGUACGGAUGCAGCUCGAGGAGCUGUUGUGGGAUUUCGAGGACUUCACCCACCCAGACGAGUUCGACCAGGCGAGAUACUCGGCCUUGCAGGCGGCGACCAAAGCGAUGGCCCUCCGCCUCAUUGACACGGCGAAGCGAGUGACGUUCGAGCCCAACGUCCCUGCUCUGCCGCCUGGUGGAUUCCCUCCGCUGCCCCCGCCCCCAGGCCGAUCCAAGUCCCGAAUCCGUGCCGCUUCUCAGCCCCCAUCCACCCACGCGAGCUGCCCACGGGGCUCAUCAAAGUCGUUGGUCACGGCACAGGAUGACGACAAACACAAGCGCCAAGUCCCGCCAAGAAGUACGCCACCAACUGGCGACCUGAGAUCGCUCAUCUCGGAGUUUCCAGCUCCUGCCCCAAGCGUGAAAUUACGCCCCAAGGGUAGCGUGGAAGACAACCUCCACAGGGUAACUGCAAUACGACCGUCCCGAAGCCAAACAUCAGUCGGGUCGAGCGCCAGCAUUUCUUCGUUGCCGCUAGGGAGCCCGGUCUCCCUAAACACUCCCGAGGACGUCUCCGAGCCUAGUCAUCCCACUGCCGCAAAGAUCGAGGCCGCACCACCGAUCUCGACCUCACAGCGGGCACAAGACGCGGCCACGCCCAGCCUCCCUGGAUUUGACGACUUCCUGAGACAGUCGAUCUUCCUCGACGAGCACCGCCAGUCGCAACCGGACAGUCCAAGGAUACCGGACCUCGCGAUACGAAGAGACAGCACGUACCACAAGCUGGGUGGCUUUUGUCGGGGCGCCAAGAAGUUCAGGAAGGAUGGUAAUUGGGACCGCAUCAGACUCUCCGCGGACACCGACCAUGGCGGUGGCGCAGACUCCGUCGGCGGGGACGCGACGCGGGUAUCCGACGCGUUGAUGAUACCGUUUCAAUACGGGAGGGCGAAGGUUGGGGCAUGCGUUGAGUGCGGAUAUUCCCAUGACCAAGACGACGUGCUGUUGGAUAAGGGCGGCAAGCCCGAAGCAAUCCGCACCUCCGAAUCCGGGGCCCGCUACCGUCUGCGCCUCCUAUUCAAGUCUCACCUCCGGCAGGGCGGCAGCUCAGAGACUCGCUACGCCUGCUUGUGGUGCAUCCGGGCGCGCCGAACCGUCCGGGAAGCCGAUGCCACCGUCUUCCGGUCGGCCGAGGACCUCCUACGGCACCUAGCGCGGCAUCCCCAGCCGCUUCCGCCCAUCCCGGGUGUCUCGGUAUGCUACGGGGAGAUGGCGGCUUCGGACCCACCAGAGUUCGACCUUCACCUGCCUGAGUCGCCAACGCCCGUGCUCAUGCCCGAAAAUGUAUCCCGGCUGGCCACGGCGGUCGCGGUCAAGGACCACUAUCGCCGGCCGGGUCGCGCCAGGCUGGAGAAGCCGCCCAUGUAUGAGGCGGACAUGCUCGAAUUCAUGGAGGGCGCGCGGAUCACCGGCAUCAUCUUCCCCGAAAAAUGGCUUGGCAAGUACUGUCUCGGCCGGCACGACGGCGAGUUCGGCGCAUUUCCGGCCAAGGCUAUCGAGCUUCGGCCGCCCCAGGAGAGCGAGAUCCCAGUGGGCGGGGAGAACGGAAUCAGCGUCACGGCCCGGUGGAAGUGGCAGCCGCCCUCCACCACGGGCGACGCACCGUGGCUUUCUUUCGCCAAGGGCGAGGUUAUCACGGACGUGCAGUGCCUCUACGCGGAUUAUUGGUGCUGGUCUGGGAGGAACGCCAAAGGCCAGACGGGAGUCUUUCCACAGUCACAUAUCGACCUGCAGACGCUCCGAGACACGGCCCAAGAUCACGAUUUGGCCGUGCACAAGAAGGGCUGGGGAAGGGGACUAUUUGGAUCUCGCUCGAACAACAACAGCGCGGAAGUUCACGGGGUCCAUGCAAGCCAUAGACGCUCAAUCGCAGCAUAA
Molecule: messenger RNA, 2166 nt
Organism: Thermothielavioides terrestris NRRL 8126
Lineage: Eukaryota; Fungi; Ascomycota; Sordariomycetes; Sordariales; Chaetomiaceae
Exons: 5
Coding region: 1-2166 (721 amino acids)
Molecular function (GO): protein binding
Source: RefSeq, a predicted model, not a curated record